This is a messenger RNA of Frieseomelitta varia, 3042 nucleotides long. Its product is annotated as leucine-rich repeat-containing protein 24-like. NCBI's taxonomy places the organism in Eukaryota, Metazoa, Arthropoda, Insecta, Hymenoptera, Apidae. The transcript has 3 exons. The coding region runs from base 254 to 2488 and encodes 744 amino acids. Gene Ontology annotation, molecular function: protein binding. The record is from RefSeq and is a predicted model, not a curated record.
GACCACUCGACGAAUGAGUAACGAAGCGUGGCCCGCUGCUCUCAAGAGUGGGAAUCGAGGAUCGAUCGCGUCGGUCUGACGAGGAGCAGCAACGCAAGGGCGAGGAGGCGAGGAGAGAUGUUUUCGGCGAGGGGAGAGAGGACCGCCGGCGGACGGUGGUGAAGCAAAGAGGCAAAAGAGCUUGAAACGAGAUCGAGCAGGAACAUGAGAAGAUAGAAAUAAAGAGGGACGAUUCUCGGGGGAACGAAACACCAUGUGCUCGAGCGUGCGAGCCUGGUGGUGGAGAGGGGCACUUCUCGGCACGAUGAUGCUGUUGUCGUGGACGUCCUCGGCGGUGGAGGGCUGCCCGAGCAUGUGCACGUGCAAAUGGAAGAGCGGCAAAGAGUGGGUGGAGUGCGCGAACCGGGACCUGAAGGGGCUGCCGCAAGGUGCCAGGGAGGAGACCCAGGUGUUGGAUCUUUCCAACAAUCAUCUGGUCAGCCUGCCGCCGGAGUGUUUCCACGCCCUCGGCCUGAUCAAUCUGCAACGACUGUACCUGAGCAGAUCGCACAUCAGCCUGAUCGCGGCCAGAGCGUUCGUCGGCCUGGUGGGUCUGGUGGAGCUGGAUCUCUCGGAGAAUCUGAUCGAGGAUGUGCCCAGCGAGACCUUCCCCUCCUACUCGAACCUGAUGAAGCUGCUGCUGAACGGGAACCCGAUACGUGUGAUACGUCGCGGAGCGUUCCAGCAUCUGGCUCAUCUGACCAACCUGGAACUGAGCCAGUGCCAGCUGGACACUAUCGAGCAGGGGUCGUUCGACGGCCUCCACCUGCUCGAGUGGCUGCGACUCGACGGCAAUCGGUUGACCCGCGUGCCCGAUCACACGCUGCCGCUCGGCGGCAGCCUCCGGGGCCUCACGCUGCACAACAACCCGUGGCUUUGCGACUGUCGUCUCCAGGCGACCCAGGCCUGGCUCAAGGAGUCCGCGCCGGCCGCCCCACAAGAGUCCGAGCCGGUCUGCGACGCUCCACCGAAACUGCGCGGCAAACAGAUCAAGGCCGUCAUCGAGCUCGCUUGCCUGCCGCAGAUCCAACUGCCGGACCGGAUCGAGGCUUACGACGGCGACAACGUCACGCUCAAGUGCGACGUCUACGCCGUACCGGCUGCCAAGCUCACCUGGUGGUUCAACGGCGAACUCUGCGAACUCCAGAACGAGAACGACACGCUUCUGUCGUCCGCGUUAUCCGCCACCGCCGUCCUCGUCCAUCGGCCUUGGUACGUGUUGAGGCAGCGCGGCGGGAUCAACAUGACGAGCACCCUGCUGCUCCACUCCGUGGACAGUUCGAACGAGGGGACGUACACGUGCUUGGCGGAGAAUGGCGCCGGUUCCGCGGAGGCGAACCUGUCACUGCGAGUGCAGUUCCAGGAGAAGAUAACGGUGGAGCCGCCCAACGACCACUCGAGGUCCGGAUACGUGGUGGCGGUGGCUGCGGGCGCUCUGGUGGGCACCCUGUUUGCCCUCGGCUCCCUAAUCGGCAGCAUAGUGUUCUGUGUGCGGAAGCGUCGCCGCGACCGCAAGAGAAACUCGAAGGCCCUGGUGUCGCAGAACAAGUCGGUCAUGCCCAUCACCAAGGACACCACCACCAGCCUGCCGUGCAGAAAGGGCAACGGGAGCCUGAUCGGUCUCGAGCACCAGCAGAUCGUCUCGUACACCGAGCGAGAGAUGAAUCGCGCAGCGACGCUCGAGCGCAGGGAGCACCGUAGCCUCGAGGAGCCGUACUGCAGCCCGGUGUCCAAGUAUCUCACCGAACCAGACCUGAUCAACGAGGUGCCGGAAACGACGGACGUCGGUUAUGGUCAGCUGUAUCGGCACCAACCCGGCGAGAGACAGAUCCUGGAAUACGACUCUGGAUACCCGUUGCAACCGGACCUACGCCCGGCGAACAUACCGCAGCUCAGCUAUCUCGAUCAGGACGGCUACCCGUUGAACUUUGGCCUGCCGAAGAUACCGUUCAGCGCGGCGAGCACGCUGCCGCGUCUCAGGCAGAGGAUGCCGGUGGAAGGCUCGGCAGUCGCGCCACCGGCCAGAUAUUCCAGAGAGGCCGAGUUCCUCGCCAGAUCGCCGGGAUACGACCCGGUUCUACCUAGAACCGACACCAGGUACACCGCCGAGGGAUACCCUUAUCCGGCUCAACAGCCGAUUCAGCCGAUUCAACCGAUUCAACAACCGGUCGAGCAACAACAACCAUCGAUGCAACAGCAGCAGCAACAGCAACAGCAGAUGCCCGUUUCUCCCGUGUCACCGGUCGCCGUGUUCCCCGAGGUGCCGUUCAUUCCAUCGCCACCUGCAGCGUACAGAGGCGAGACUACGCCGCUCUCGCCUAGAUCGCUGUUGAGCAAAACCGCUCGGGAAGCUGCGGCGGCAGCCGCCGCCAGGGCGGAGGAUCUUCAACCGCCUCACCACCCGGAGAGCCCCGACGAGGGAUACGUUGGCGACGCGAUGGACGUCUAAAAAGGAAGAGGAUCGGACACGGAAUUCCAGAGAUCGCUGGUUGCUCGACGAAUCGGCGGAGGGCGGAUCGAAUCGUGUUUGAUGCAAGCGAUGACAUCGAAUCUAAUUAUCUCGUUUUCAUAGAGAGAGCUAGAGAGAUAGAGAGAGAGAGAGAGAGAGAGAGAGGAGAUCCAACACGCGCAUAAAACGAGGAGAACAUUCGUCGAGUAUAUUCGGACAAAUUAAUCCUAGGAAAACAAGGCUCGAACACGGAUCGGCGGAACAAGAAACCGUCUCCGUCGUCGUCGUCGUUGUCGUCGUCAUCCGAGAGAAUAGAUAUCAGACGUCGCGCGGCCAAAGUGCCGGUUGAACAGGAACAAAGGGAGCAACGGGGACGUAAUGGAUUAAUCAGGUGCGAGGCUGUUCCCGGAUGUCCCGAAUCUACUAUACGGAUAAUAAUUUCUUGUCAGAGCCAGUGCACCCAGUUCGAAGAACAGCGUUGCUAAUCAAAUAUUCCCCGAAAAGCGAACGUGGUGAUCUUCGUCGGCGAUUCCCGACGUCUUCGGCGUUGAACU